Molecule: messenger RNA, 3248 nt
Organism: Pimephales promelas (fathead minnow)
Lineage: Eukaryota; Metazoa; Chordata; Actinopteri; Cypriniformes; Leuciscidae
Source: RefSeq, a predicted model, not a curated record
GACCCCAGUCUGGGUCAUAUUAUGUCGUUUUGGUUGUUCUUUUCAUUUGAUUUGUAGGUCGGAGUUGGAGUGAGUGACGUCAUGAUGGACUGAUGGUGUUCACCUGUGUUAAGAGCUGAUGCCGGCAAAUAAAAGCGCUCCCUUCAGUCGUGACGGGCGCGCUCUCCCCUCGUGCCAUUAUUUUGUUGCUUUUGUUAUUGUCUUGUUCUUAUUUUUACUUUAAUAAAUGUUAUUCCUUUUUCAUUAAAUCUUACGUGUCAUUCCCUUCUUUGUCGCGGCUUGUGAGCCGGCCGUGACAAAUGGGGGCUCGUCCGCUUGUUUGUAAAACCUUUGAAAUUUCCUGUUAUUUGUCGACCUGAUUUGGAAAGCGUUUUUGUUGCGUUCGGUUAUUUUGUAAUGAACUUGGCACGUUCAUUAACUGAACGUAAAAAACCGGAAGAAUGUUUGUUUGAACGCUUAUGUUUGGGAGGUCGCAAUCGUCGUUUGAAGGGAAAUGCGCGUUGGAUUUAUUUGUUUUGAGGACAUGUGUUGCUGUAUCAGUUAGCUGUUCUGUGCUGUCUCUAAGAGGUCCUGACGAGAGUCACAAGAAUUAUCCGGAAGUGUUUACUGCAUGUGCAGUAACUCGUUCCAUGACCUCUGCACAGCCAAGGGUAACUCUUGAUUCUGCUGUAGUAAAACCAUUCUCCUUGCCUGAUGACUUUUCUGUUUCUCCUUCUGAGUUGCUCCAGGAACAGCAACUUGAUUCUUCUCUCCAUCAACUGUUUGAGAAUGUGAUGUCUUCUGAUGACAUUAGAAAUGUUGCUCAUGGGUAUUUUUUGAAGGAUGGCAUAUUGGUGAGAAAAUGGAUUCCUCAUGGUAGAGAUUUUGCUGGAGAUCCUGUCAUGCAGGUGGUAGUUCCAGAGAAGUAUCGUUCACUGGUUUUACAGAUCUCCCAUGAUAAACUUGCGGGUCACUUAGGGGUAAAAAAGACCUAUCACAGAAUCCUUCAAAAUUUCUUUUGGCCAAAAUUGAAGAAGGAUGUGUCCCAGUAUAUAAAGACAUGUCAUACUUGUCAAUUAACAGGUAAACCAAAUCAGAAGAUCAAACCUGCUCCAUUGUAUCCUAUUCCUGCGGUCAGUCCGCCGUUUGAGCACCUAAUUAUUGAUUGUGUAGGCCCACUACCUAGAUCAAAGUCGGGUUGCAUUUAUUUGCUCACGGUGAUGUGUGCCUCUACGCGCUACCCUGCAGCAUAUCCUCUUCGUACAAUAACUGCUAAGUCAGUGGUCAAGGCUUUGACUCAGUUCAUUUCCAUUUUUGGCAUACCGAAGAUUGUACAAAGUGAUCAAGGUUCUAACUUCACUUCUCACUUGUUUUCUCAGAUCUUGAAAUUGCUGCACAUUAAGCACAAUAAGGCUAGUGCUUAUCAUGCUCAAAGCCAGGGGGCUUUGGAGCGGUUCCAUCAAACGCUGAAGUCUUUAUUGCGUUCACAUUGUACAGAGAUGGAAGGUGAUUGGGAACAAGGAUUGCCGUGGUUGAUGUUAUCAGCUCGUGAGGUAUGUCAGGAGAGUACUGGGUUUAGUCCCAAUGAUUUGGUGUUUGGGCACACAGUUCGGGGUCCGCUGGCUGUACUCAGAGACCAGUGGGUUGAAAGUGCACCACCAAAAAACUUGAUAAGUUAUGUGAAUGACUUUAAGCGUAGAUUAUAUGAAGCAGGUAAGGUGGCAAAGGAACAAUUGCAGUGUUCGCAAAAGCGUAUGAAGACUAUUUUUGAUCGACGAACUGAGGAACGGAAGUUCAUGCCUGGCGAUCAGGUUUUGGCGCUUUUGCCUGUUGAGGGCUCUCCUUUUCAAGCUCAGUUUACAGGUCCCUAUGUGGUAGAAAAACAAGUUACUGACUUAAACUAUCUGAUUGCCACUCCAGAGAGACGAAAGUCCACCCAGUUGUGCCAUGUUAAUUUGUUGAAGCCCUAUUAUUCACGUUCUCACAAGAUGUUGGUCGAUGAGGUGAAACCUGCAUUAGUAGUUGAGAGAAUUUCACUUGUGGGGGAGGAAAUGGAUGAGGGAGUUUCUUUUCCAGAUGAUACCGUGCUAUUGGGACGUUUAAAAAAUUCAGAUACUCUUAAAAAUGUGUGUAAAGUGCUGGCCCAUUUGCCUGAGGAUAAGUCUAGUGAUUUGAUUGAUCUUAUUAAUCAUCAUGUUUCCUUAUUUGGUGAUGUACCUUCGCGCACACAUUGGUUGGAGCACGAUAUUGAUGUUGGGGAUUCGAAACCUAUUCGCCAGAAUUUUUAUCGGGUGUCUCCAAAUAAACUCUUGCAUUUUAAUGCUGAAGUUAAAUAUAUGCUGGAUCAUGAUAUUGCACGACCUUCAUUCUCUAGUUGGGCAUCUCCCUGCUUGCUUGUCAAUAAACCUGAUGGUACUUAUCGGUUUUGCACCGACUACCGAAAAAUAAAUAGAGUAACAAAACCAGACUCCUUUCCACUGCCUCGUAUUGAGGAUUGUGUUGACCGGGUUGGCUCGGCGAAAUUUGUAAGCAAGUUCGACCUGCUUAAAGGCUAUUGGCAAGUUCCACUGACCAAAAGAGCUCAAGAGAUUUCCACUUUUAUUACAUCAGAGGGGUUAUUCUCUUAUAAUGUUUUGAGUUUUGGCCUUAGAAAUGCGCCUGCAACCUUUCAGCGGUUGAUGAAUCGGGUUGUGUCUGGGUUAGAGGGAGUGGCCGUCUAUCUGGACGAUGUAAUAGUUUUCAGUGAUUCAUGGGAGCAGCACUUGAAGCAUAUCAUAGCCCUGUUCUCUCGUUUUGAAGAGGCUGGCCUGACCGUCAAUCUGGCGAAGUGCGAGUUUGCCAAGGGGACGGUGACUUACUUGGGUAAGGUAGUUGGACAGGGAUGUGUGCGACCAGUUCGGGCCAAGGUUGAGGCCAUUGAUCGUUUUCCUUCUCCUACUACUAAGAAGGAGUUGAUGCGGUUUUUGGGGUUAGUAGGCUACUAUCGGGGAUUUUGCAGGAAUUUUUCUACCGUGGUAGCCCCCCUCACUGAUUUGUUGAAAGCUAAAGUACCUUUUGUUUGGACAUCUACCUGUCAGGAAGCUUUUGAGGCAGCUAAAUCACUUCUUACGUCUUCUCCUGUGUUGGCAGCACCUCGUUUUGAUCGUUCUUUUCAGGUAUGUGUGGAUGCUAGCAAUGUGGGUGCUGGAGCAGUGUUGUUGCAGGCUGGAGAGGAAGGAAUUUAUUGUCCAGUUAGCUACUUUUCAAAAAAGUUUAAUUCUUAUCAGUGA